Molecule: messenger RNA, 2178 nt
Organism: Leptosia nina
Lineage: Eukaryota; Metazoa; Arthropoda; Insecta; Lepidoptera; Pieridae
Source: the annotation of a GenBank genome assembly
AUGGACUUUAUUCGGUGGUUUAAAUUUUUAGUUAUUACAUUUACUUUUCUCACUCCAGGGGCGUGGGGUAUUUUAAAUAAGGUGAAGAUCCCUUGGUUCAAAUUAGCAGUGAACUCCGAAGAUUAUACACUGGAUGAUUUUAUAAGUAGUAUGCUUGUGGUGAAUGAUACCAGCACAAGAAGCGAUGACCACCAAUCCCUGGUGGCGGAGGAUCCUUGCGAAAAUUACUUUCCGUUAAGACCAAAAUUGGAUGGGGCAAUGCGAGUGAGCGAACAAAAGUGCCUGGAAUAUGUUACGGAUAUGGUAAAUCGAGAAAACAUAAGCAAGAGAGAGGUAGAAUGCAAAAACAAGCACGGGCAGUCUACGGGCAGAACGCGAAUAACAAUUUCCAAAAAGCAUUCAACGAAACGGGGGGAAUAUUCACACAUGGUAGCGCUCGGAUGGAAAACGAAGAAGAAGAACUUUUGGAAGUUCUUCUGCGGAGGAACGCUUAUCAGUGACAAGUUCGUGCUGACCGCUGCGCACUGCGCGUCACUGACUAGCAAACAAGUGGCUAGAAAUCACUUAACCCAGGCGGACCCACACAUUGUCCGGCUUGGUACCAGAAUGAUACAGCGACGUUUCACCGACGUAAAAAUCAAACAAUUCAUUCAACACGCAGAUUGGAAAUCACCAGUGCGGUACAACGACAUAGGCCUCGUAGAACUGGCAACAGUUGUUCGAUUUUCAAAAUUCAUCCAGCCAGCGUGUGUAUCAGCUAGGGAUGUAACUACACAAACAGCUACUAUCACUGGAUGGGGCGCUACUGACGAAUCGUCAACUUCGUUGUCAUCUGUCCUACAGUCAGGUGAAGUCGAUAUAAUAGACUCGUCUAAGUGCGAUUCGCUGCUGAAGCCGUUGCUAAGUAGAAACUGGUGGGGAGUGAUGCCCCAUCAGAUUUGCGCUGGCAAAUUAGAAGGGGGAGUUGACACUUGUCAAGGAGAUUCUGGUGGACCACUACAAGUUAAACUUCAGGAAACCCAAUACGAAGGAACAAUGCACGUGGUGAUUGGUGUGACGUCAUUUGGAUUUAAAUGUGGAGUCAAAGACACAACUGGUGUUCUCCACGAAUACAAGCCAUUCCUUACGAGAUAUCAGAAUGGCACAUUAGUAAGAGAAGACACAAUCACAUUCCACGAUGCAGGAGAUAAAAAUCAUAAGAACCGGACCACGCCAAAAGAAGAAGAUCCAUGUGAUAAGUUUGUCCCGCUGAAGCCAAGAUUCGCGAUAAAGGGUGCUAGAAUCAGUGAUCUAAAAUGUGCCGAAUACAUGCUGGAUUUAGUAAAUCGAGAAGCAGUGAGGGAAAGAGAGGAAAAAUGCAAACAAAAGCAAGGUAUAAAGGUAAUUAAAAAAGGAACUCAAAUUAUAAUAAGCAAAUAUUCCACUAGACCGGGACAAUAUCCUCAUAUGGCAGCCUUAGGCUGGCAGACGAAACGGAAUGAAUGGGAAUUUCUAUGUGGAGGUUCUCUUAUUAGUCCUAACUUUGUAUUGACUGCUGCCCAUUGCUCGUCUACCUCCAAUGACAGACUGGAGCGUAAAGCACCAGAUAUAGUCAGAUUAGGUGCAAGAGAUAUUCAAGGAAGUACAAAAUUCGAGAAAUCAGUUGAUAUAAGAAUCAAGAAUUUCAUCAGCCAUCCUAGUAGAAACGUGUUAACAAAAUAUUACGACAUAGCGCUCGUUGAGUUAGACUCUUCUAUAACAUUCUCCCAACUCAUUCAACCAGCAUGUCUUGAAGGGAAGUUCUAUACCUCUAGACAUAACGUUACAGUCACAGGAUGGGGUGUUACAGACACUAAUACUUUUGCUCUGUCUUCCCGUUUACAAGCGGGAGAUGUCGACAUUAUAGAUUCUCAGUACUGCGAUCUACUAUUGCGGGCUUUUCAUGACCGAAAGUGGUGGGGUCUUAUGGACCACCAGAUGUGUGCGGGAAAGAUCGAGGGCGGAGUUGAUACAUGUCAGGGGGAUUCUGGAGGACCACUACAAGUUAAGUUAAAAGAAACGAAAUACGAAGGGUCAAUGCACAUGGUGAUUGGAGUGACUUCUUUUGGUAUCAAAUGUGGAAAGAAAGAUCAGCCCGGAAUAUAUACGAAAGUCUCAAGUUUUUUGGACUGGAUAGAGAGUGUUGUGUGGCCAAAAUAA